AACACGGUGCAAGCAGAAAGGCUAAAGCUUGAGAGCACCACAAAUAGAACUUUGAGCCAUGUCUGGCCAGAAAAGUCGUAGAGCUUCAAACUUCAACGAGAAUGAGAUUAAUGAUCUUGUGUCCAAGUUACAAGCACUUCUGCCACGCCUGAACCGAAGGGCUGACUCAAGGGUAUCAGUAUCGAAGGUGUUGAAAGAAACUUGCAGUCACAUCAAGAAGCUACAGAAAGAGGUGGAAGAGCUCAGUGAAAAGCUAAUAGAGCUGAUGGAUUCUGCUGACAUUAGGGAUAUAGACGAAGAGAGUCUUCGAAGAUUAUUGCUACAUUGACGAAUAAUGAACCAUAUAGCGUAUAGGCCUUAUCACCUACCCUUUUGCUUUUUCUCUCUUUUCCUGUUGCGUACCCUUUGUUGGUGGGCUUCGACCGCUACAUAUUAUAAUAUCGAGCAUAUCUAGUGGAUGCUAUCUUGUCGUUGAAAUGCUACCAAGCUACUAUAUGCUUGGUCCGAUGUGUGAAAUGAAGAACUUUCUGCCAUUUAGGGGGAAUUAAUCUCUUCUCUGAUUUGAUGUAUAUUGGGAAAUUGUAGCUAUGCUCAUGCGAGUUGAAAAUUUUUCA
This is a messenger RNA of Neltuma alba, 614 nucleotides long. Its product is annotated as transcription factor ILI4-like. Gene Ontology annotation, molecular function: protein dimerization activity. Lineage: Eukaryota; Viridiplantae; Streptophyta; Magnoliopsida; Fabales; Fabaceae. The transcript has 2 exons. The record is from RefSeq and is a predicted model, not a curated record. The coding region runs from base 59 to 328 and encodes 89 amino acids.